AUGCUGGCAAUCAAGUUCCACCACAUCCGAACCCUGAUCCACCGCCCGUACCUAUGCUACCCGCACCUCAAGGGCCACAAGCCCCAGGCCCUCCUGCCCGAGCAACACGCCCAGAUCCGCGAGUACGGGAGCACGUGCGUGCGGGAGGCCCAGGCCAUCGCGCACCUCAUGUACAACGUCAGCGACACGAGCGACAUCGUGCUCAACUACCCCUGGUGGCAGAUGGUCUCGUGCCUCGUCUGCGCCGGGUCCGUGCUGGUCCUCGCCGACACCUUUGCCAGGUACGAGGAGCCCCGCGGGGACCUUGGCGGCGGCGCCGCCGCCGCCGCCUCCCCAAGGCUCGGCGAGGACAUCGAGACGCUCGUGCACGUGCUGCACGCGCUGAGCGGCAACUCGAACGGCGCCAAGCUCGCGUGUAGCAUGAUGAGGAGUAUUCGGGCGAGAAGCGCGCGCAUCUCGGUGAAUAAUAAUACCUCGGUCGACUCCUCUAGUGGUGUGUUGCCGGAAGUCGCCCCGGGUACCAUUACGAGCGAAGGUGACAGAAGCCAGGAGAGCCAGGAGGCGUAUAGCUACUGUGAUGAUCUUGGCGAUGCAGGGUCUGGGUUGGCAGUGGGUCAGAUGGCCCCGGUGGGCCAGAUGGAAGACGUGGGGAUGGAAACAAACGUUGGCGACCCUAACUCGUGGCCCAUGGUGAUCCCCGACUGGAUGAACUGGUCUACGGAGUUUCUGGAAACAUUUCAGAGCUCAGAUGACUCAACGCAGGGCUUCGUCCGGGUUUGA
Messenger RNA from Diaporthe citri, 780 nucleotides. RefSeq lists its product as uncharacterized. Lineage: Eukaryota; Fungi; Ascomycota; Sordariomycetes; Diaporthales; Diaporthaceae. The transcript has a single exon. Bases 1 to 780 code for a protein of 259 amino acids. The record is from RefSeq and is a predicted model, not a curated record.